Messenger RNA from Arabis nemorensis, 663 nucleotides. Lineage: Eukaryota; Viridiplantae; Streptophyta; Magnoliopsida; Brassicales; Brassicaceae. The record is from the annotation of a GenBank genome assembly.
AUGCAGUAUGAAAAAUUGUUUCGAUGGUGUAAUACCUGUCAUCGGAUCUCACAUAAAGAAAAAGCUUGUCCACUACUAUCAGAGCAACAACGCAGGGAGAAGCUGGCUUUAAGAGCUACUGCAAGAGAGCCGGAAAACAUCUCCAGAGAGGAGACGAGCAGGCUUCGGGAAGUGACACAUCAGAUCCCAUCUGAUAGAUCCACGGAUCCCUCACAGAUGAGGAGAAGACAUGUCCUUUCCCCAACGGACCAGAGGAGAUCUCACAGAGCAGGUAAGGAGAAGGAAGAAGAACCUCACAGGCUCAGAGCUGAACCGCGACCACAAACCAGCCACACCAUAGAUAACGUGUGGGGACGUUUAGAAUCUCGAGAUGGCUCUUACCGUGAGCAGUACCUGCCCAGAAAGUAUGGAACGGAGCGCGUCGUUGGUGAACCAUCUCAGCUCCCAAAGGAUACUUACCGAAAGAGAAGAUGUGAGGAGUCUUUUGCACGCAGUACGCUGAGACGAGAAACCCAAAGGGAUAGCGAUGUGCCUCCCCGGAAGGAGAAAAACAAGCUGACGAUCUCUGCUCAGGCACUGGAACCUGUGGACCUACGAUCCUAUGAUUCACAAAGAACCAUGUCGGACUUGCCCCGUAGCCAUAUGAAGGCAAAACAGGGAUAA